Messenger RNA from Aphidius gifuensis, 1823 nucleotides. RefSeq names its product stomatin-like protein 2, mitochondrial (gene Stoml2). Lineage: Eukaryota; Metazoa; Arthropoda; Insecta; Hymenoptera; Braconidae. The transcript is spliced from 4 exons. The record is from RefSeq and is a predicted model, not a curated record. Gene Ontology annotation, cellular component: membrane. Bases 613 to 1731 code for a protein of 372 amino acids.
GCAACAGUCUAAAUAAAUAAACAAAUAAUAAUAAUUAAAAUAUUUAAAAAUUAAUAAACAAAUUAUAAUUAAAUGAUUUAAAUUAUUUAAAAAAUAUUAAUAAUUGUAACAAUAAAUUAACAAUUUCAAUAAUAUAUUUUAGAUUAGAUUUUAUUUAAUUUUAAAAAUAAAUUACCUCAAUUUCUUUUUUCAUGAUAAAAUUAUUUUCCAAAAUUUAAUAAAAAAUAUUUUUUUUAUUAUUAUUUAUUAAACACAAUUGUUUAUAAUUAAUUAUUUAUUUUUAAUAAGGUUAUAAGACACUGUAACAUGUGCUCCAAAAAUAUUUAAAACAAACUUAAGGUAUUAUUACAAUGGAGCUUCAAAAAUUUUAUUUAAUUUCAUGAAAAUGAAUCUUAAUAAUUUCCGGAAUUUUCCGAUUAUUUCCGAAUUAAUUUUCACACUUCUCGAGUCCACGGUUUCCAAAGCAUGGAAAAAGUCUUUCUGUUUCAACUUUCAAGCAGAUAAAGACAUCAAGUCAUAUACCUGUUAGCCGGUGUAAAAUUAUAAAUCAACAAAAUUAUUAAUAAUAAUUUAAUAUUGUAUUUAGUAUUGUUAAAUAAUAACAACAUCAAGAUGAUGAGCAGAGCAAGUUUAUUGUCAAAAAAUACUGGUUUACUCAGAAAAUCAGCAAUGCUUCCACAAAUCAAUGCAAAUCCAAUGAUGGUAAAUCAAGUCAGAGAAAAAUCAGGAACACCAAUUAAUACAAUCGCCAUGUUUGUUCCACAACAAGAGGCAUGGGUUGUUGAAAGAAUGGGAAAAUUCAAUAGAAUUUUACAGCCAGGUUUAAAUUGGUUAGUACCAAUUAUUGAUAAAAUAAAAUACGUUCAAAGUUUGAAAGAAAUUGCAAUUGAUGUACCACAACAAAGUGCAAUUACAUCAGACAAUGUAUCACUUGAUAUUGAUGGUGUAUUAUAUCUUCGUAUUAAUGAUCCAUACAUGGCAUCAUAUGGUGUUGAAGAUCCAGAAUUUGCAAUUAUUCAAUUGGCACAAACAACAAUGAGAUCUGAACUUGGUAAAAUAUCAUUGGACAAUGUAUUUAGAGAACGUGAAGGUCUCAAUGUUGGUAUUGUUGAAAGUAUUAAUAAAGCAAGUAAUGUUUGGGGUAUCACAUGUCUUCGUUAUGAAAUUCGUGAUAUUAGACUACCAAAAAGAGUUCAAGAAGCUAUGCAAUCACAAGUUGAAGCUGAACGUAAAAAACGUGCUGCUAUUUUAGAAUCAGAGGGUGUUAGAACAGCUGAUAUUAAUGUUGCUGAGGGUAAAAGACAAUCAAGAAUUCUUGCAUCAGAAGCUGAAAGACAAGAACAAAUUAAUAAAGCUAGUGGUGAAGCUGCUGCUGUAUUAGCUGUUGCUGAAGCACGUGCUAAAAGUUUAGAAAUAAUUGGUAAAUCACUUGGUCUUAAAGAUGGUAAAAAUGCUGCAUCAUUAAAUAUUGCUGAACAAUAUGUUCAUGCAUUUGAUAAAUUGGCUAGAACAAAUAAUACUGUUAUUUUACCAAGUAAUGUUGCUGAUAUAUCUGGUUUUGUUACACAAGCUAUGACAAUUUAUAAAAAAUUGGUACCAACAAUUGAUGAUGCAACAAAUCAAGCAUCAUUGUCAUCAAAUCAAUCUGAUGCCAAUGAAGUUUAUGAAUAUUAUAGUGAUAAAGAAGAAGCUGCACAAAAAAUUAACAACAAAAAACCUCGUAGAUCAUAAUUCUCUUUCUUUUUUUUUUUUUUUUUUUCAUUUAAAAUGUUAUAAAAGUUAAUAAUAAGUUUAAAAAUAAAAUACACAUUUCUUAAAAUUUU